AUGAAGAAGAAAUCGUCUAAAAGCUUUAGGGAAUAUGCCAUAAGAUGGAGAGAGCAGACAGCUAGAGUCAAACCGCCGAUGAAAGACUAUGAAUUGAUUGAUGUUUUUCUCCAGGCACAAGAGCCUGACUACUUUCAUUACCUUCUCGUUGCAAUGGGGAAGCCUUUCACCGAAGCCAUUAAGAUCGGAGAAGUGGUAGAGAACGGCAUAAAAUCGGGUAAAAUUGUAAGCCAAACAGCCAUUAGAGCUACCACGCAAGCAAUACAAAGCGGGUCAGGUAAUUUUGUAAAUCGAAAAAAGAAAGAAGAAGGGUCCAUGAUGACGUCUGGAUCGAGAGGUAUUCAAAUGGGCAUGAACCACCCUUAUGUUCAAGUCCAACAAGAACAAUCUAAUUCUCCUCAACAUUAUUACCCAUCCCAAUAUGCAGUUCUCAACACUCAAGCAUAUGUCCGACCUCCUCAGCGCCAACAAUGGCGGGCACCUGCCCCACAAGGUUCUCGCCCCCAACAACAAAAUUUUCAGGCACCCCAUAAUCCACGUCCCCGGAUGGAUUAUACAAGAGAACAAGGUCGAAAAGAAAACUUUACCCCAAUUGGAGAGUCAUAUAAGAGUUUGUUGCGGAAAUUAGUACAAUUAGGAUUGGUUGAACCUGUAAAUCCCUAUUUUGUCAAUCCGAAUGCAAGAGGCUUUGAUCCAACUGUUAUAUGUGAGUAUCACGCUAACACUCCAGGUCAUAGCACAGAGAAUUGUUGGACUCUAAAAAGAGUCAUUGAGAAGUUGAUUGAGGAUAAGGUAAUUGAGAUACGUAAUGAGGAGGCGCCAAAUGUCACCAAUAACCCACACCCUGCUCACAAUAAGGAGCAUAUUGUGGGGAUGGUAGACAUUUAUGAAGAUUGUGAGCAAACAUGUAGAACAAAAAUGGAAAGCAGAGAUUCAAAAGAAGAGUCGAGUAUGGUUUUAGAACCCAUACAAAAGGCACCGAUAAUUGUGAACGGUGCAAGUUCAAAUUUUGGAGACUCGAGAAAACUUGUGUUGUAUGUCCCUGGAGCUGUAAAAAGAAGAGAAGUACCGUUGAAUGGACCAAAAUUAUACAUUCCUGGUAAGCUUCGAGCAUUUGGUCAAAAUCAAGAAAGCGUGAAAGAGCCAGUUGUGAUACAAAUUGCAACACAACUUCCGAUGACAAACACCAAGACCGUUCCAUGGAAUUACAACAAAGUCGUUGUUACCCACAAAGGAAAGGAAAUUGUUGAAGAGACAAAUGAAAUAAGAGGAUUAACUCGUUCUGGGAGGUGUUAUGCUCCAGAAGAAUUAAGAAGAGACAAACAAGCCAAAGAAAAUCAGUUGCCGGUUAAAAAACCUGUCACUGAGGAGGAGGCUGAAGAGUUCUUGAAAAAGAUGAAAGCGCAAGAUUAUUCUGUUAUUGAUCAAUUGAGGAAAACACCCGCUCAGAUAUCCUUGUUGUCAUUACUCAUACAUUCUAAAGAGUAUCGUGAAGUUUUGACCAGAAUCUUGAAUGAGGCACAUAUCUCAGAAAGUAUCACGGUGGGUCACUUGGAAAAGAUGACCAACCGAAUAUUUGAGGUAAAUAGAAUCACUUUCACUGAUGAUGAAUUGCCUUUGGAAGGAUCUGGGCAUAAUAAGGCGUUACAUUUAACCGUGAAAUGUGAAGAACAUUAUGUGAAAAGGGUCAUGGUCGAUGGAGGAUCAGGUGUAGAUAUAUGCCCUCUUUCUACUAUACAAAGGUUGAAAAUCAACACAGAUAGAAUUCGUACUAACAAUGUCUGUGUGCGUGCAUUUGAUGGCGCAAAACGGGACACUCUUGGUGAAAUAUACUUAACUGUUACAAUUGGACCAGUGGAGUUCAGAAUCACUUUCCAAGUAAUAGACAUGGACACUUCUUACAAUCUACUUUUGGGUAGGCCAUGGAUCCACCUGGCUAGAGCUGUGCCGUCUACUUUGCACCAACUGGUCAAGUUUGAGCAUGACAAACUAGAAAUCAUUGUCCAUGGUGAAGAUGAUCUCCCAAUCACCCGAGAUCCGUCAAUACCAUGCAUUGAGGCCAAAAGAAGUUGUGAAUCCCUCAACUAUCAGGCUUUUGAGAUUAUAACAGUCAAUCAGUUUUUGGUAGGGAAGCCUAUACCACAAUCUCAUCUAUCAUCUGCUUCAGUCAUGGUGGUGUCCCAGAUGGUACAAAACGGCUAUGAACCUGGAAAGGGACUAGGGUUGUCUUUGCAAGGAAUUGUAGAUCCCAUCAAUCCGAUGGGUAAUCAAGAGACAUUCGGUUUGGGUUUCAAUCCAACUAGAUUUGAUAGAAAAUGGGCAAAAGAGCGUAAAAGAAAUGUUUGGAAUUUGUUGAAGUCAAUCCCUCAUAUUGCUCAAUCUUUCGUUAAAUCUCGAGGUGAACCGAGUCGAGACUUCUCUGUCCAGAAUGAUGUUGAUGAAAUAUGUCAAGGUAUCAAGGAAAUGUUUUAUGACGUAAACAUGACUCAGAUGGGUGAAUGCACUAGUCACAUGGAUGUGCAAUUCAUCGGCCCGAAUGUCCAGCUCAACAAUUGGGAAGCCACUCCUCUCCCUACAAGGAGGGAGUCUUGUUACGUUAAUGUCGACUUUAAUAAUAUGACAUGCAUGCGGAGUUUACAGUUAGAUCCUAAAAAGUUGUCUGAUCUCGAAACAAUGAAUCCAAAGUUUGACGAAUAUGAUAAAGAUGAAGCUUACGAAGAAAUAAAAAAGGGAUUGGAUCAAUUUGAAAAUAAGCCUAAACCUAAUUUAAGUGAAACUGAGGCGGUUAAUUUAGGAACUCCUAAAAAAGUAAGAGAAAUAAAGAUAAGUAUUCAUGUUGAUCAAAACAUUCGAGACGACAUAAUUCAAGUUUUAUUUGAAUACAAAGAUGUCUUCGCGUGGUCCUACGAUGACAUGCCGGUGCCAAAGAAAGAUGGAAAGAUCAGAGUUUGUGUUGAUUACAGAGAUUUAAACAAAGCAAGUCCAAAGGACAAUUUUCCAUUACCCAACAUUCACAUCUUAGUUGAUAAUUAUGCCAAACACGAGAUUCAAUCUUUUGUGGACUGUUACGCCGGAUAUCACCAAAUUCUCAUGGAUGAAGAAGAUGCAGAAAAAACUGCUUUCACCACCCCAUGGGGUACAUAUUGUUAUAAAGUCAUGCCAUUCGGUUUGAAGAAUGCGGGAGCAACCUACAUGAGAGCUAUGACUACCAUAUUCCAUGACAUGAUGCAUAAAGAAGUUGAGGUAUAUGUCGAUGAUGUCAUCAUUAAAUCUAGAACGCAAGUCGACCAUGUACGUGAUCUAAGAAAAUUCUUCGAAAGAUUGAGAAAGUACAACCUCAAGCUUAAUCCAGCUAAAUGUGCAUUUGGAGUGCCAUCUGGCAAACUUUUGGGUUUUAUAGUUAGUCGAAGAGGUAUUGAGUUGGACCCCUCUAAGACAAAGUCCAUUCGAGAAUUGCCACCUCCAAAAACCAAAACUGAAGUCAUGAGUUUUCUGGGAAGGUUAAACUAUAUCAGCAGGUUCAUUGCUUAA
Solanum stenotomum is the source of this 3531-nucleotide messenger RNA. RefSeq lists its product as uncharacterized. Gene Ontology annotation, molecular function: nucleic acid binding. The record is from RefSeq and is a predicted model, not a curated record. The transcript has 3 exons. NCBI's taxonomy places the organism in Eukaryota, Viridiplantae, Streptophyta, Magnoliopsida, Solanales, Solanaceae. The coding region runs from base 1 to 3531 and encodes 1176 amino acids.